CACUUGACGCAGCUGUUUCAGACGGCUGCGCAUCCCUGGACUAAGCUGUCAGCAGAAAACUCAAAGGAGCAGGAGAUACGCGGACAGAUUUGGGGAACUGCUCCCAAGUGAACACGGUAAAACGGAGAUUGUUUGUGUCUGAAGAACCAGGGGACUGCGGAGAGCUCAAUCCUUGUCCGGGACGCGACAGAAGCGGCUGCGAGAGAAGCUGCUUGAAGCUGCGGUUGUUGUUGGAGCCGUCCUGUUUUUGGAGUUUGCUGCGAAUUCUUGAAACUUUCUACCCUGCAAACGUUAUCCAGAGGGCAAACUGAUGCUGUUGAAGCAGAUAUAUAAAACUUGCAUUUGUUGACUUUGCAGCAGGGCUGGAAGACCCUCUUGUUGUUCGGACCUGGUGUGUGUAAGGACUCACAUAGCGGUACCGUUGCAGGAGGUGUUGCUGAUGCAGGAGUGGGAAAGGAUUUAGUGAAUUUGUGGAUCUCGUUACAUAAAUGCUUUCAACUAAAUGACUGACUUGCAGGAUCUUUAUCAAGACUGAACUCUGACAGACCGCAUCUUCCUGUGUGUUGCCUUCACCGUUGUGCAAUGUUGAUGAAGGAGUACCGCAUCUGCAUGCCUCUCACAGUGGAGGAGUACCGGAUCGGCCAGCUGUAUAUGAUCAGUAAACACAGUCAUGAACAGAGUGAACGUGGGGAGGGGGUGGAGGUGGUCCAGAAUGAGCCGUAUGAGGACCCCGAGCAUGGAGCAGGCCAGUUAACUGAGAAGCGAAUCUAUCUAAACAACAAGCUGCCCAGUUGGGCCAGAGCAGUGGUCCCUAAAAUUUUCUAUGUCACAGAGAAGGCUUGGAACUAUUACCCGUACACUAUCACAGAGUACACGUGCUCCUUCCUGCCCAAGUUUUCCAUCCACAUAGAGACCAAAUACGAAGACAACAAAGGGAGCAAUGAUAAUAUCUUUGGCAGCGAGCCUAAAGAUGAAGAAACAGAGGUGUGUUUCGUGGACAUCGCCUAUGAUGAGAUCCCUGAGCGCCACUACAAGGAGUCAGAGGACUUGCGGCAUUUCAAGUCAAAGAAGACUAACCGAGGCCUCCUACAGGAAGGAUGGAUCAACACCCAAGACCCCAUCAUGUGCUCCUACAAACUAGUGACAGUCAAGUUUGAAGUCUGGGGCCUGCAAACACGCGUGGAGCAGUUCGUACACAAGGUGAUUCGAGAUGUCCUGCUGUUAGGACACAAGCAGGCCUUUGCCUGGGUGGAUGAGUGGAUAGACAUGACCAUGGAGGAAGUGAGAGAGUACGAGCGUGCCACACAGGAAGCCACCAACCUGAAGAUCGGCACCUUCCCCCCAGCCAUCGCCAUCACAGCGACGCCCCUGCCAUCCAGUACCCGCAGUGGGCCCAACAGCGCCCCGUCCACUCCCCUCUCCACCGAGGCCCCAGAGUUCCUGGCAGUGCCGAAGGAGCGUCCCAGGAAGAAGUCAGCUCCGGAAACCUUGACCCUGCCGGAUCCGGGCCGCAGGGAUUCACUCUUCAAACUGCCCAGCUUCUUCUCCUGGAACUCCAGUCCACAGCCAGAAUGAAAGCAGGGCUGUCCCACUGGUGAACGCCCUCGACCUGUGGAUCAGUGGAGGAUGCCUGCCCAGCACAUCCCACAUUGCCCCCUCAGCCAGCUGAAGUGAAUGAGACUUUUCACUGUCCUGGUGAUCCCAGCCUCCCCCUCCCUCCCUCCCUUCCUCCCACCCCUCUCUCUCAGCAGACUCGCCAGUGUUACAGCAAAGCCAACAGCUCUCAGACUGCCUUUACAGGUACAGGCAGGCAGCCUGAUCUCCAAAGCAAAAAGUCCUGCAGGUGUAAAGGUAAUAGCUCAUCCCAUUGAGAGUCUAAUAAAAGCAACUGGAGACUCUUCAUUAUCACCUUUUCCUCAGAUAACAGCCAGCCAGCACCACGCAUCAGACAGUAAGAACUACGGAGUCCAAUUAGCCAGACUGAGUGUAGCGUACAUUCCUGAAAAUGUUUCACCCCUCAGAGCAUCACCUUGCUUUUUAUCCGAGCUCAGGGUGUGUUGAUAAGAUAUGAUGAGAUUCAAUCACUGCACAUAAACUUUAAAUGUACAGAACUUGAGUUUUUGCUUUACCUUUAGCAUCGGGAUCUCUCUGGCUUUGUUAACUGGAGCUUGUGGUUUAUGGUAUCUAUUUAUGUGGUUGGGACUUUUUGACAGAUUCAUGUUGGCCACUGUAUCAGUUGAGUAUUAUGGUUUUCACAGUAAGGUGUAAGGUGAUUGUGUAUUCUUGUAAAUACUGUAUGAACAUUGAAUAACCAGUGAAAUGUCAGUACUUCUAAAAGAAUAUCAUAUCCAGUGACGAGGCCGCUAUGAACUUGCUGUUAUGUAUUUUAAAAGACAGGAUUCUCGCUAUCUUCUGUAAGUGUUUGUUUAUUAUAGUGAGUUCUGUCAGCCAUAAUGUCUUCAAAUGACUUAUGUAAUUGCAUGAUUUUGACUGCAGGAGCUGUUCUCUGUUUUAUCUGCCUCAUACUUGAUGUUGUGUUUUAAAUGAGUUUUUACAAACUGGUUUAUAUGUCGUUUUGCUCCUAUAAUCAUUUCAGCUGUAUUCAUUUUCAGUCAUGCUGUUAGUGGGUUUUGUAUUCAGUAGAUUAAAUGAAAUAAAAUACUGUUGUAGCUGUAA
Molecule: messenger RNA, 2676 nt
Organism: Thunnus maccoyii (southern bluefin tuna)
Lineage: Eukaryota; Metazoa; Chordata; Actinopteri; Scombriformes; Scombridae
Product: cytoplasmic phosphatidylinositol transfer protein 1-like
Exons: 9
Coding region: 583-1575 (330 amino acids)
Biological process (GO): phospholipid transport
Cellular component (GO): cytoplasm
Molecular function (GO): phosphatidylinositol binding; phosphatidylinositol transfer activity
Source: RefSeq, a predicted model, not a curated record